UGCUCUCAUUCCGAGCAUUCUUCACAUCUCUAUCGGUGCGUUCACAUUCCCGGGCGGCCCAGAAACACGAGAAUAACUUUACACAGUUCGCAAAGAAAAAAAUAUUAACUAUAUAAUCCCACAUUAGAAAAAACACCAAAGGGGCCGAACUUAAAAUUUGAUAUAUAUAAAGCGGACCUUAAGUUGGCGCCGCGCGGGUCCUCGCAACAUUUUCGGAGCGCUGCAACAACAUAGCGAGGAGAGAGAGACUUGUUGCGCGCGCGUCUGUUGCGUUUAUUCACGAGCUUCUGCGCAAAUCCCACCCGAUUCACCGUAGUUUGCUCCAGGCUUCGGCUUGGAGGUCUCAACCGCCAUCAUUGAUCCCAGCAGUUGGAGUGGCAGUGAAAGUUCUGCCGAGGACAUCGAGAGGAUGAGCGACUCUGCGGAAAAGCCGCUUGACAAUGACGCAGAGGGGGUGUGGAGUCCUGACAUAGAGCAGAGCUUCCAGGAGGCUUUGGCCAUCUACCCGCCCUGUGGACGCCGCAAAAUUAUCCUGUCAGAUGAGGGCAAGAUGUAUGGUCGGAACGAGCUGAUAGCCAGAUAUAUUAAACUCAGAACUGGAAAGACGCGGACAAGGAAGCAGGUGUCUAGUCACAUACAGGUCUUAGCAAGAAAGAAAGUUCGAGAAAUCCAAGCUGCCAUCAAGGUGUCUAGUCACAUUCAGGUUCUUGCCAGAAGGAAAUCUCGUGAGUUUCAUUCCAAGCUAAAGGUGACGAGCGUGGAUCAAAGCGUGAAGGACAAAGCUCUUCAGAGCAUGGCCUCCAUGUCCUCGGCUCAGAUUGUCUCUGCCACGGCCAUCCACAACAAGCUGGGUCUGCCUGGUAUCCCUCGCCCUGCCUUCCCGGGAGCAGCAGGGUUUUGGCAGGGCAUGAUAUCCACAGGGCAGCCCGGAUCGUCCCAAGACAUCAAGCCAUUUGUCCAGCAGGCAUACCCAAUCCAGCCAGCAGUCACAACUACAAUCUCAAGCUAUGAGCCCCCAACAGCACCAGCACCCACAGUGCCCGCCUGGCAGGGCCGAUCCAUCGGCACGUCUAAACUCAGAUUAGUGGAGUUUUCGGCUUUCCUUGAACACCAGAGAGAUCCAGAUUCUUACAACAAGCAUCUUUUCGUGCACAUCGGUCAGACAAAUUACUCUUACAGCGAUGCCUUGCUCGAGUCCGUGGACAUUCAUCAGAUUUAUGACAAAUUUCCAGAGAAGAAAGGAGGACUGAAGGAGCUGUUUGGCAAGGGCCCUCAGAAUUCAUUCUUUCUCAUAAAGUUUUGGGCCGACUUAAACUGCAACAUCCUAGAUGAAACUGGGGCUUUCUAUGGAGUAACCAGUCAAUAUGAGAGUCCGGAGAACAUGACCAUCACCUGCUCCACCAAAGUUUGCUCGUUCGGCAAACAAGUUGUGGAAAAAGUAGAGACGGAGUAUGCUCGAUUUGAAAACGGACGCUUUGUCUACAGGAUAAGUCGAUCACCCAUGUGUGAAUACAUGAUCAACUUCAUCCACAAACUCAAGCACCUGCCUGAGAAAUACAUGAUGAACAGUGUCCUGGAGAACUUCACCAUCUUAUUGGUGGUCACAAACAGAGACACACAGGAGACCCUGCUGUGCAUGGCCUGUGUGUUUGAGGUGUCAAACAGUGAGCACGGAGCCCAGCAUCACAUCUACAGACUAGUGAAGGAUUAAAGCGACUCUUUCACAUACAGCAGACUCUCAACCUCAUUACUGUGGCAGUGCCUCCUCAACAUUCACUCAACAUGAUUUUGUCACAUUUGGGUGAUGCUUUUAAUUAUAUAUAUAUAUAUUUUCCUUUAAUAACGUGUUUGACGUUUAACUGCGGCUGUGAAUGGCGGUACAGUUGUAUUAUGUUGUUUUAAAGCGGGCAGUAAUGUCGAAGAUUGCCGAUCAUCACUCGUUCGUAGGCUGUACAUAAGUAACAGUAUCAUUUAAGGGUUGGGUUUGAGUCAGACAACCUCAUAAAUUUUUUUCACAAAUAUUAGCCUUCUGUACAUGAUAUACGUCUGUCAUUUGUAUGGAAGCGUAUGGGUGUAGAUAAUCUAUAAACCUUCUUCUCACGUAUUUGUAGGUUUUUCCCAAAGAAAAAAGUCUCAGAUUUAUUCAAAAGAAAUCUACUGUAGGUGUCAAAGAUAUAAAAAAAAUCCUGCAUUCAAAACAUCACGAGAAUUCAGGGAAUUCAUGAGCCCAGCCCUUAAAAAUAUUAAUUAUUUUCCACCUUUUUCUGUCGACAUCCCAAGGAAUAACUGCACUGUGAUAACCGAACUUUUGACCAACCUGUGUCUGUUUUCCCAUAAGUCACCUGCAAUAAAUCGCAGAGAAUUGACCCCUUACUGUUUCCUGUACAGCUAAAUGCCUCCUACCGUCAUGCUUGUGUAUUUCUAAAACAAGAAGCACUGUAUUAACUUACCAGGGGUUGACGGAUGAUCUGUCAACUUUAACCCGAGCACUUGGAUUUUUUCGCUGGAGAUCUUCAGCAAGAGAUUUUUUUCUCAGACGCACAGAAGAUGCCACAUUUCGCGAAGCCCAUCACGGAGCAACUUCUAUUCGGAUUUAGUCGUGUAAUCAAUCCCAGAGUUCCUUGCUGCCUUUGUCAUUCCCACACAGCCCACGUCUCCGUGGCCUAAUCGUUUUCAAAGACUGCAAGCCUUAACGUUUGUGUGAACUCCAAAAGAUGCCACUAAAGCUGUGAUUUCUUUCCUAAGCUGGAAGAUUUUAGUUCUUGUCACGUGUUGUGAAAGUUGUACAGUACAAAACUGAAAAAAAAGGACAAGCACAGUGCCUUAGUGAACUUGAGGAAACGACACUAAGAUUAUAUGCGUCAUCUUUAUAAACGGAGCGCUGGCCGGUGUGCACAUUUGGUUGAUCUUUUACCACAUCUCUACAUGUAAGACGUAUACGUAACUAUCCAAUCUUGCCUUUCAAUAUCCGAAAAGACCAAAAAGUUAUCGGAGAUGCAUUUAUCUCCUCUUUCUUACCUGCACUGUAGCAUGAAAGUGCCUUCGGUUCAGAUUUUUCCAGCUUAGAAAAGACUGAUGUUAUUAUAAAGAUGACCAGAAACCAAAUAAAUGGAUGUAGGUAAAAUAUUCACCACAUUGCCUUCAUAUAAUUUUAUAGAAGAAUCAACAUGGGCUAGUGAGUGGAUAUGUAUUCAAAGCGUUAUGUCUGCAUUUGAUUUUGGUGAAUGUGGCAAACGUUGUUUUUGUUUGUUUUUUUUAGACCUAUUUGACACAGAGCUACUUGUACGAUUGAUUUUAAGCCAUCUAAUGUAUUAUUUUUCUUUAUAAGUAUACUAAACACUAUAUUAAGUGAUGUCAAGGUGUGUUACUCCUCCAAGCUUAGGAAAGGUUUUAACCAGGCCACGUGAAAAAAUCCUUGAUGGAUAAAAGUUGGCUUUCACCAAAUCAUCACCAUCACUACAUAAUUUAUUCGUACUGUUAAGUGGACGAUUAUAAGCGAAGUUAGAUUUACAGUUCUGUAUGUUGUAAUGCUUAAAGUAAACUGUGGAGUCAAGUGUGCUCAAAAUGGCAAACGGUGUUGUUUUGUGUUCUCCCUCCCUGCGUCCUUUGUUAUUGUUCAUGGUUCAUAAAUGACUUUUAGAGAUCUUCCUGUGUUGUUCUACAUGUGCGCGAUGGUCUCGUGAUGACGUCAGUAUAUUCUGCACCCGUCCGGGUGUCUAUACUGUUACCGCUGCUGGUGCAUUUGUUACGUCUGUCCCUCCUUAACAGUGCCCUUCACUUCUCUAGGGGUCCGAGAACUGAUGCCUUUAAUAUGAUGAAUGUUAAACGGACAUUAUUUUGCUCGUUAUGGACACUAAACGAUGAUUUUAAUGGAAUGUGGACUACAGUAUGUCAGCGGUUUAGCUUAUAUAUAUAUAUAUAUAUUUUUGAAUUGUUUCUGUUUUGUCUAUGUGUGUAGGUACUGGUACCUCCUAUGUUCAUUAUCAUUUAAGAUGUUGGCUUUAAAGUGAACUUUUCUCUAGUUCAGAUAGUAUCAUUAAAGAUAUGGAGUUUGUGUGCAGAGAUUUUUUGUAAAAAGGUGCUUUGUAUAAAAUAUAUUCUGGCUUUUCUUGGUACAAAGGUGUGAUAUCUUUUAAUAUCCCAGAUCGGAGCAGGUCUGACAGACGAGAAAAUAAACCUACUAUGUGUGUGUUCUUUAUCGCAACUGUUCUGUCUUUGCUCCGUAACAUUUUGAUGCCUUCUUGAUAAAGUGGUAGAUAUUUUGUAGCUUUCUAGAUACUUUGUAUGUAUACGAUAUUGAAUAAAAUAAAUAAUUAAAAUGCA
Molecule: messenger RNA, 4323 nt
Organism: Misgurnus anguillicaudatus (oriental weatherfish)
Lineage: Eukaryota; Metazoa; Chordata; Actinopteri; Cypriniformes; Cobitidae
Gene: tead1b
Product: TEA domain family member 1b
Biological process (GO): regulation of transcription by RNA polymerase II; embryonic organ development; hippo signaling
Cellular component (GO): transcription regulator complex
Molecular function (GO): RNA polymerase II cis-regulatory region sequence-specific DNA binding; DNA-binding transcription factor activity, RNA polymerase II-specific
Source: RefSeq, a predicted model, not a curated record